Molecule: messenger RNA, 7568 nt
Organism: Mugil cephalus (flathead mullet)
Lineage: Eukaryota; Metazoa; Chordata; Actinopteri; Mugiliformes; Mugilidae
Gene: apc
Product: APC regulator of WNT signaling pathway
Exons: 18
Coding region: 248-7027 (2259 amino acids)
Biological process (GO): negative regulation of microtubule depolymerization; regulation of cell differentiation; cell migration
Cellular component (GO): cytoplasmic microtubule; catenin complex; beta-catenin destruction complex
Molecular function (GO): gamma-catenin binding; microtubule binding; beta-catenin binding
Source: RefSeq, a predicted model, not a curated record
ACACACACGCGCGCACAGAGCCAAGAUGGCGGACCCCAGCAGCUCCACCACAACAAACAGGAAGAAGAGUUAAAACUUCCAGACUUUGAUCCACUUCGCUCCUUCGUCUCUCCGUGAACACAUGAGCCUCUCCCCCCGCCUCUGACCCUCCGACGGCCCGUUUACCGGCUGGCUGCUGCCCGGGAUGUGUCCGUGAAUCUGCCGCCGUCUGAGGCCGACGUUAAAGUUCAGACGUGGCUCCUCCAACAUGGCGGCGGCGUCGUACGACCAGCUGCUGAGGCAGGUGGAGGUUUUAAAGAUGGAGAACUCCAACCUGAGGCAGGAGCUGCAGGACAACUCCAACCACCUGACCAAGCUGGAGACGGAGGCGUCCAACAUGAAGGAAGUGCUGAAGCAGCUGCAGGGCACCAUAGAAGAAGAACCCGGAGAGGUGUCUGGAUCUCAGCUGGAGCUCAUUGAAAGACUCAAAGAGAUGAGCCUGGAUUCACCAGGCUUCAAGUCCAGGCCCAGGCCUCCUCUGCCCCCCUCUUCCUCCUCCAGCUCGGCCUCCUCUGGUUCUGGAGGAGCAGCCGGAGGUCCGGGAGGUUCUGGAGGUCCAGGAGGUUCUGGAGGUUCUGGAGGUCUGGUUCCCCUGGUGACCGUCCCCUUCCCCAUGAGAGGACUGUCGUCUGCUGGCAGAGACGAACACGACCACUGCCUGGAGGAGCUGGAGAAGGAGAGGUCUCUCCUAUUGGCUGAGCUGGAGAAGGAGGAGAAGGAUAAGGACUGGUACUACACUCAACUCCAGAACCUGACCAAGAGGAUCGACAGCCUUCCCCUGGCCGAGAACUUCACUCUGCAGACGGACAUGAGGCGGCGGCAGCUGGAGUUUGAGGCUCGGCAGAUCCGGUCGGCCAUGGAGCAGCAGCUGGGUUCCUGUCAGGAGAUGGAGAAGAGAGCUCAGAGGCGUGUGUCUCGUAUCCAGCAGAUAGAGAAGGACAUCCUUCGACUGGGAGCACGGCUACAGGUGGAGGACCCUCAGGGGGCGAGUGAUGGCGCGGGAUUGGCUGGAGCUCAGAGCUCCAGCCGCUUGGACCACGAGCCGACCAAUGAGAUGGCUUUCUCUGUGCCUCGACGAAUCAUCACCAGCCACCUGGGGACGAAGGUGGAGAUGGUGUACAGCCUGCUGUCCAUGCUGGGGACUCACGAUAAGGACGACAUGUCCCGGACUCUUCUGGCCAUGUCCAGCUCUCAGGACUCGUGCAUCGCCAUGCGUCAGUCCGGCUGCCUCCCACUGCUCAUCCAGCUGCUGCAUGGCAACGACAAGGACUCCCUGUUGCUAGGUAACUCAAGGGGCAGUAAGGAGGCGCGAGCACGAGCGUCGGCGGCACUGCACAAUAUCGUCCACAGUCAGCCGGACGACAAGCGAGGACGCCGCGAGAUCAGAGUGCUCCACCUACUGGAGCAGGUCCGCCAUUACUGCGAGGCCUGCUGGGGCUGGCAGGAGCUCCAUGAGAGGGGAGUGGACCAGGACGACAACCCCAUGCCGUCUCCAGUGGAGCAUCAGAUCUGUCCGGCCGUCUGCGUCCUCAUGAAACUCUCCUUCGAUGAAGAGCAUCGCCACGCCAUGAACGAGCUAGGAGGCCUGCAGGCGGUGGCUGAGCUGCUCCAGGUGGACUGUGAGAUGUUCGGUCUGAGCAGCGAUCACUACAGCGUCACCCUGAGGCGCUACGCUGGCAUGGCACUCACCAACCUCACCUUCGGAGACGUAGCCAAUAAGGCAACACUGUGUUCCAUGAAAGGCUGCAUGAGGGCGAUGGUGGCUCAGCUCAAGUCUGAGAGUGAAGACCUGCAGCAGGUGAUAGCCAGUGUCCUGAGGAACUUGUCCUGGCGUGCUGAUGUCAACAGUAAGAAGACUCUGCGUGAGGUCGGCAGCGUCCGGGCGCUGAUGGGAUGCGCUCUCGAGGUGCAGAAGGAGUCGACCCUGAAGUCCGUCCUCAGUGCCCUCUGGAACCUGUCGGCUCAUUGCACCGAGAACAAGGCCGACAUCUGUGCCGUGGAUGGUGCCUUGGCAUUCCUGGUGGGAACGCUGACCCAUCGCAGCCACACCAACACACUUGCCAUCAUCGAGAGCGGAGGCGGCAUCCUCCGGAACGUUUCCAGCCUCAUCGCCACCAAUGAGGCGCACAGGCAGAUACUGCGUGAACACAGCUGCCUGCCGACGCUGCUGCAGCAUCUGAAGUCCCACAGCCUGACCAUCGUGUCCAACGCCUGUGGGACGCUCUGGAACCUGUCGGCCAGAGACGCCAAAGACCAGGAGGCUCUGUGGGAGCUGGGAGCUGUGGGCAUGCUGCGUAACCUCAUCCACUCCCGCCAUAAAAUGAUCGCCAUGGGCAGCGCCGCCGCACUACGCAACCUCAUGGCCAACCGCCCAGCGCGCUACAAGGACACCAGUGUGGUGUCUCCGGGUGCUGGCGCCCCAUCGCUGCACGCCCGCAAACAGAAGGCGCUGUUCGAGGAGCUGGAUGCGCAGCAGCUGUCGGAAACCUUCGACAACAUCGACAACCUGAGCCCCAAGGCAGCGCACCGGAAGGGGCGGGGCUGUAACGGCACUGGAGGAGGCAGCACAACGCGCUCCUACGCCAACACGCCGGUUCUGUCGAGCCCAAAGAACGCAGACGGCUCGAAGCGUCCCAGCGAGGAGACGCCGUUCCCACGGCCGGCGUUCCCGCCCAGCGUCCGGGCGUCCAGCGACAGCCUCAACAGUGUGACCAGCGCUGACGGCUACGGCAAUCGAGGCAAGACCAAACCAUCAGCAGAGCCAUUCUACUCCUCUGACGAGAGCGCCGCCAACAAGUGCUGCGUCUACAGGAAGUACCCGGCCGACCUCGCACACAAGAUCCGCAGCGCCAACCACAUGGCUGACGAUGACGGCGCCGACUUGGACACGCCCAUCAACUACAGCCUAAAGUACUCGGACGAGCAGCUGAACUCUGGGAGACAGAGUCCGAGUCAUCGCGGCAGCAUCGAGAGCGAUGACGACAGUGGUGAACAGGACAGCCGGCUGAGGAGGAGCGAUGCAGGCGAAACGCCACCGAGUAGCGGCCGCAUGGCGUCGGCGCCGCGCUACGUCGUCACUGCAACUUCAAACUACAGCGACGGCUCUCCGGCCGAGCAGCCGAUCGACUACAGCCUGAAAUACGGUGCUGACGCCGCCCGCAAACCACUGUUCAAGCCCGAGGAAGCCACUGCUGCCCUCGCUCCAACCCACUCGUCCUCCAGCAAGCUCCGCCCCCCACCUCCCCCCGUCAGGACGAAGACCAAUCAAGAGUCCACUCAGACCUACUGCGUCGAGGACACGCCCAUCUGCUUCUCCAGAGGCAGCUCGCUGUCCUCGCUGUCUUCGGAGGAGGACGAGGACGGCGAUGUCCUGAGGAAGAGGAGGGGCGCCGGCAACGACUACCCGACACUUCCUGUUGGCAAGAAGGAUGAAGAGCAGCAGCAGCGCCGGCAGCAGAAGGAGGCGGAAAGUCAGACUGCCGCCGCCGCCGCUGUCCCCGCCUCCCGGGGGAGGCGAGGUCACCACCACCACCACGGUCACCAUCACCACGUGACAUCGUCAUCGGGCGCCAGGACUCCUAAAAGCCCGCCGGAGCCGCCCUACGCUCAGGAGACGCCGCUGAUGUUCAGCCGCUGCACCUCAGUCAGUUCCCUCGACAGCUUCUCCACGUCCUCCAUCGCCAGCUCAGUACGCUCCAGCGAGCCCUGCAGUGGCGUGCCGAGUGGCGUGGUCAGCCCCAGCGACCUCCCCGACAGCCCUGGACAAACCAUGCCGCCGAGCCGUGCCAAGACGCCGCCGCUGGCCCCGCCCACCCAGAAAACCCAGCAGGAGGACGCCACGAAGAAGAAGAAGGACGAGGAGGAGAGCAGUGCUGACGUGCUGCUGCACUUCGCCACCGAGAGCACGCCAUAUGGCUUCUCGGGUGCCUCCAGUCUGAGCGCGCUCAGUCUGGACGAGCCGUUCAUCGUAGCAGAGAUGAAGGAGGAAGAGGAAGACGAGGAAGAGGGCGGGGCUCAGGGUCGGAAGGAGGAGUCUAAACCGAUCCUUGAUGAAUCUGACGAUGACGACGACAUCCUGGAGGCUUGCAUCAGCAUGGCCAUGCCCAAGUCGUCACGGAAACCAAAGAAACAGCAGCAAGCUUUGCCACGGAAACCGAGCCAACUUCCCGUCUACAAGAUCCUCCCCCCGCAGAGCCGCAGCCAACCGCAGCAGAGGAAGGACGCGGCUCCACCCCCGGAGGAGGUGCCGAGAGUUUACUGCGUGGAGGGAACGCCGCUCAACUUCUCCACCGCCACCUCGCUGAGUGACCUUACCAUAGACUCCCCGCCCAAUGAGGAGGCGGCACUCAUAGCCCCUCCCUCCUCCGCCCCCAGUAGGCGGGCUGGCUUUCCUGAGGGUGAGAACGGCGACGACAUCCUCGCCGAGUGCAUCAGCGCUGCGAUGCCCAAAGCCAAACCCAGGAAACCGGUCAGAGCGGCCAACGGCGAGCAGCUGCAAGCCCCGCCCCUCCCCCCACCCCUCCCCCCUGCAGCCCCACCUCUUCUUGGCCCACAGCAGCAGAAAAAGAAACCCACCUCGCCCGUGAAGCCGAUGCCUCAGCGGGUCACCAUAGCAACCACCGCCAAAGCCAAACCCGGGUUUGCCUUCGACUCGCCGCGUCAUUACACACCCAUCGAGGGAACGCCAUGCUGCUUCUCACGCAACGACUCUCUGAGCUCCCUGGACUUCGAUGAAGAUGACGGCGAGAAGGACGAAGAGGACAAGAGGACAAAGGAGGAAGGUCGGAGGAGGAAGCAGCAGACGGCGGCCAUCUUCCCUCGCACCAAACCCAGUGCCAGCCAGACGGCGACGGACGAGAAGCAGAAGUUUGCCAUCGAGGACACGCCCGUCUGCUUCUCCAGAAACUCGUCGCUGAGCUCGCUGAGCGACAUCGACCAGGAGAACAACAACAAGGAGUUCGCUCCACCACCAGAAAAACAAGAUGGAGGCAAGGCUGGAGCCAAGACUCCGCCUCCUGCACAGGUGGAAUCAAAGUCCCGCCCCCCUGUGGCCAGUGGCUACGCCCCCAAAGCCUUCCAUGUGGAGGACACGCCCGUCUGCUUCUCCAGGAACUCGUCUCUCAGUUCUCUGAGUAUUGACUCGGAGGACGACCUGCUGCAGGAGUGCAUCAGCUCUGCGAUGCCCAAGAAGAAGAAGAAGGCCGCCGCCUCCGUGCCUCCUCCCGACUCCAUGGCCGACGACAGCAUUCUGGCAGAGGAGGAGCCUUCAGAGGUGCCGAGAAGCCCCGCCUCCCCAGAUUCCGAGUCCUUUGAUUGGAAGGCCAUCCAAGAAGGUGCCAAUUCCAUUGUGAGCAGCCUGAACGCCGCCGCCGCCGCCUCGUCGCUGUCCCGCCAGCCGUCCUCAGACUCCGACUCGGUCCUGUCCCUGAAGUCUGUCGGCUCGCCGUUCCACCUGCCGGCGGCCAACAAUAACGCCGAGGAGGAGGUGGAGAGAAAGGAGGAGGUGAAGCGAGGUGCCAGGAUCCUAAAGGCCGGAGAGCGUAGCUCGCUGGAGGCCAGAAAGAAGGAGGAGGAGGAGGAGGAGGAGGCAAAGGCUCUGAAGGGCGGGAAGAAGGUUUACAGGAGUCUGAUCACAGGAAAGCCCAGAGCAGAGCCGGCGGCCAGGGGGCGGAGCAAACCCAGGCCAUCGGGCAUCAGCAAAGCUCCAGGAGGAGCCGACAACUCUGACAGAGGGGGCGGGACUUCGCGGGACUCCACCCCCUCUCGCUCUGUCUCAUCAGCCAAUCAGAAAGGAGGAAAGCUACUGCAGACGCCGCGCACGGCAUCUCCAGCGUCACCAUCACCGUCACCAUCACCUGCUUCUAGAGCCACCAAACAGAGCGUGGCACCGAGGAGCAGCGCCGGCAUCCCCAGGAGCGAAUCGGCUACGAGGUUCACCGCCGCCAAGAAGCAGAAGGCGGAGCCUGAGAAGCCAGCGCUGGUCCGUCAGUCGACGUUCAUCAAAGAAGCUCCGAGUCCGACCUUGAAGAGGAAGCUCGAGGAGUCGGCGGCGCCAGCGCCAGAGUCGCCAUCGAGCCCUGACACACCGCUACCGGCCGCAAGCACACGGAGACACGACAGCAACCGCUCCCACUCCGAGAGUCCGUCACGUCCACAGGAAGUGACAUCAUCGCGCUUCAGCCGCACCGGCACCUGGAAGAAGGAGAACGGCGGUGGAGGUGGCAGCAACGGCGGGAAACACUCGACAUCGUUGCCACGCGUGGGAACAUGGAAGAGGACGGGAAGCUCCUCGUCGGUGCUGUCAGCCUCAUCGGAGUCCAGCGAGAAGGGGCGGAGCGAGGAGGAGGGCGCUGCCAGGUCCAAGGGAACAUGGCGGAAGGCAAAGAGCGGCGGUGACUCGGCGGCCGGCCGCAGCCUCACCGACAAAUCGGAAGACGUGUGGGUUCGUCUGGAGGACUGUCCUGUCAACAACCCACGCUCCUCCUCUUCCUGCUCAGCCCGGUCACCCUCCGCCACCAACGCCCCGCCCAUCAUCGACAGCCCCGCCCCCUCAAAGAUCCCCUCCUCCUCCUCUUCGUCUUCCUCCAACCUCAAUCUACGCAGGAGCUGUGAGAGUCUGGACGAGAAGCCGCCACCACCCGAACGCCAACCGCAGCAGCAGCAGCAGCAACAACAACAACAACAACAACAACAGCAACAACAACAACCGCAGCAGCAGCAGCAACAACGUGGUCAGCAGCGCAGCGGCGCCGUGGCGGCCCGUGUCAGCCCCUUCAACUACACGCCAAGCCCACGGAAGGGCAGCUCUGAGGCCACCGCCACCACCACAGCAACCACCACCACGGUGACGGCGGCGCCAACUCGUCCGUCACUCAUUCCCACACCGGUCACCAAGAAACGUGAACCGAAGGGCGGAGAGGGCGGAGCGGGCGGAGCCAGCGGCGGCGGCGGCGGCGAACGAGGCUCGUACAUUGUGACGUCGGUUUAGAGAAACUACUGACAAAAUAAAAUGGCUGUCGCGGCUGAAACAGCUGAUUAAACAUGUAAAUAAACAGGAAGUGAAUCAGUAUUUAAGUGAUGGCCCCACCCCCUCCUCCUCAUUGGCUCCUCUCACCUGUCCGUCAAGCUUCUUUAUUCAACGAGGAAACAUUUACUAAACUUUUUAUGUUUUUAUACCAAUGAUGUGUAGCGCUUAGCCCCGCCUCCUGCAUGGCCCCGCCCCCUAUCUGACAGACCAUGAUGAUGAUGAUGAUGUUUGCUAACUGUAACGUCUGAGCUCGUUCAGCUCUUUUAACAGUUUAGUUAUGAACAAAAUGGGUCACUGAUCAGUUGUUGAUCAUCUGUUGUUGAUUUUUGUUCUCAUCACUGUUUUUCUUUCUUUGAAACUUGGCUGAAGACUUCCUGCUCUGUUGCCUUGGAAACAGAUAACACUGUAAAGCGUAAGUUAUUGCUGUAAACCUGAGAACUCUGAAGCACAUAAUUUAAAACUGGUUUAAAACGUUUUAUGUUCAAUAAAGUCAGACACUCCA